CUUAGGAAACGGUUGAAGAACAUGUCUUCUUCUACCGAACUUGUAAUAAUUCUCAUCACUUUGGCCUUUUUAUCCCUUAUCCUUAACAUCAAUGCUCAGACUGAUUGUAGUGAAUCUAGUGAUGAAUUCUUUGACUUGGCCAGUGCAAGAAACAUCACAAAGUGCAAGAAAUUGACAACAUUAGGAGCUGAAUUUGGCUGGAAAUACAACGUCGACAACCACACCAAACGGUUGCAGCUUGACAUAAUUCUCGGUGCAAGCCUGCAAAAUGCAAUGGGAUGGCUGGCUUGGGGUGUCAAUCCAGGACAGAGGCCACAGAUGGUUGGAACCAGAGCUAUCAUAGGCAUUAGAUACCUCAAUGGAACCUCAGUAAUCAAAACCUAUAACAUCACACAAUAUACCAAGAUUGGUUGCCCACUCCUGCCUUCAGAGAUCAGCGAUGUAAACGUUUCAAAUACACAAGUAAAUUACUCAGCAACAACAAGGUACAUGACUAUACAUGCCUCACUAAUUCUUCCUCAGAAGGACUACACAGUUUCAAAGUUGAACCAUGUUUGGCAAGUUGGGCACUCUGCCAAUGAUGUGCAGCCAUUGAUGCAUGCCACAACUCUUCAGAAUGUAGAUAGCACUGAGACUUUAGACUUGGAUACUGGGACUUGUGUUAACAUUGGACAUCGCCGUCGCCACCUUAGAACGGUGCAUGGAAUUCUGAACAUUUUGGGGUGGGGAAUACUCUUACCCAUCGGUGUGAUUAUCGCUAGGUACUUCAGGGUGCAUCCAUUUCCAUUUGACCAGAAGAAAAAGAACUUGUGGUUCUAUCUUCAUGUCUCCUUUCAGAGUGUUGGUUAUGUUCUAGGCACCAUUGGCUGGGGCAUUGGUUUAUGGCUUGGACACGCUUCAAAAUACUACACCUUUCGCACUCACCGGAUUCUUGCUAUAUUCAUAUUUACAUUUGCUACAUUACAAAUGUUAGCCUUUCGUUUAAAGCCAAAAGACACCGACGAUUACCGCAAGCAUUGGAACAUGUACCAUCAUUUUCUUGGCUAUGCACUGCUGGCUACGAUUUCUGUGAACAUAUUUCAAGGGAUUGCAAUUUUAAAGCCGGUUUACACUUGGAAAUGGGCUUACGUAGCGAUUCUAGGAGCCUUUGGAGUCGUUACAAUUGCGUUUGAGAUUUACACAUGGAUAAAAUUCAGAAAUGACAUUAAAGAUAAAGAAAAAAAGAAUCAAAAUGACAUUAAAGAUAAAGAAAAAAAGAAUCAAACCACGAAUCAAGAAGGAAAACCAAGUGCAAGUACUACCGAAACCAAAGCACCCUAAGAAGCUUAGGAUGAGAGACGAACAAGACCGAACCAUCUGAGACUCCAAAAUAAAACAACACACGUGAACAUUGUUGGAGGAUUUUCUAUCUUUUGGUCUUCCCUUUUGUUGUAUUUUUAAGAUUCCAUUGGAAAUUUGUGCGUACUUUGUUCAGAGUGUAGCAAUAAACGCACUAAUA
Messenger RNA from Quercus lobata, 1498 nucleotides. RefSeq names its product cytochrome b561 and DOMON domain-containing protein At4g12980-like. Lineage: Eukaryota; Viridiplantae; Streptophyta; Magnoliopsida; Fagales; Fagaceae. The transcript has 3 exons. The record is from RefSeq and is a predicted model, not a curated record. The coding region runs from base 22 to 1320 and encodes 432 amino acids.